Molecule: messenger RNA, 756 nt
Organism: Emiliania huxleyi CCMP1516
Lineage: Eukaryota; Haptophyta; Isochrysidales; Noelaerhabdaceae
Exons: 3
Molecular function (GO): oxidoreductase activity
Source: RefSeq, a predicted model, not a curated record
AUGGUGACGAGUGUCCCCACCGUGAAGCUCAACGACGGCCGUUCGCACCCAGUCGUCGGGUACGGCACCUACAAGGCGGUGAACCCGGCCGACUGCGUCGCAAAGGCGCUUGAGCUGGGCUACCGAUUCCUAGACUGCGCCGAAUUCUACGCAAACGAGAAGGCGGUCGGCGAGGGCAUCGCCGCGAGCGGCGUGCCGCGCGAGCAGCUCUUCCUGGCGUCCAAGUGCUGGACGACCACGAUCUACGACGGGCCGGAGGCGGUGCAGGCGCAGCUGGAGAAGACGCUCGCCGACCUGGGCACGGACUACCUCGACCUGUACUGCAUCCACUGGCCCGUCCCCGGCCGCCACGUCGCAGCCUACCUCCAGCUCGAAAAGGCGCAGGCGGCGGGGCAGGUCCGCUCCCUCGGCGUCUCCAACUAUGCCGUCCAGGAUCUCGACGAGCUGAUGGCCAGCGGGGCCACCGUCACGCCCUCCAUCAACCAGAUCGAGAUCAACCCCUUCCUCUACCGCAAGAAGACAAUCGCGGCCUUCGAAAGCCGCGGCGUGAAGAUGCAGUCCUACCGCACGCUGCGCGACGGCAAGGCCUUCAGCGACCCGGCCAUCCUGGCGACUGCGCAGAAGCACGGCAAGACCGCCGCGCAGGUCCUCGGCCGCUGGUGCGUGCAGCACGGCUUCAUCGCCAUCCCAAAGUCGGUCAAGGCGGAGAGGAUGGAGGAGAACCUGGACCUGUUCGACUUUGAGCUCGACGCGGAC